AUGAUAAACCAAUAUCUUCGUGGAGAGAUACAGCUCGACGACCAUGCGGUCCAUCUGCUCUUCUCCGCGAACCGGUGGGAGGCUGCUGCGCAGAUACGACAAGAUAUAGAGUCCGGGAUCACCGUCAUCGUUGACCGAUACUCGUAUUCGGGGGCAGUAUACUCGGCUGCAAAGGAGAACAAGGAACUGCAGCUUGACUGGGCAUGGAGACCUGAGGUAGGGCUACCUCGACCUGAUAUCUGGUUCUUUUUGAACAUCUCAAUCGAAGCUGCGGCUGCUAGAGGGGGGUACGGAACUGAGAGAUAUGAGACUAUCAAUCUGCAGAAGAAGGUCGGGAAGCUAUUUCUCUCCUUGACUGAGCUGAAGGGCAAUGAAGAUAUGAGGGUUGUUGAUGCGGGCAGAGGGAUAGAUGAGAUAUCUCGGCAGAUCCGGGAAGAAGUGCUACAGACGAUGGCCAAAGUUGAUUCUAUAGGGCCACUGAGGAAGCUUGACGCUUUGGUGUUUACGGAGACGGAAGACAAAGGUUCUUCAUAG
This is a messenger RNA of Trichophyton benhamiae CBS 112371, 534 nucleotides long. RefSeq lists its product as uncharacterized. Gene Ontology annotation, biological process: dTDP biosynthetic process; dUDP biosynthetic process; dTTP biosynthetic process. The transcript has a single exon. Lineage: Eukaryota; Fungi; Ascomycota; Eurotiomycetes; Onygenales; Arthrodermataceae. Gene Ontology annotation, molecular function: dTMP kinase activity; ATP binding. The record is from RefSeq and is a predicted model, not a curated record. Bases 1 to 534 code for a protein of 177 amino acids. Gene Ontology annotation, cellular component: nucleus; cytosol; cytoplasm.